Molecule: messenger RNA, 786 nt
Organism: Gossypium arboreum
Lineage: Eukaryota; Viridiplantae; Streptophyta; Magnoliopsida; Malvales; Malvaceae
Exons: 2
Coding region: 1-786 (261 amino acids)
Source: RefSeq, a predicted model, not a curated record
AUGGUAGAUGCUUUUGUAAAUGGAGCGAUUUUGUCUAGGUCUUAUAAUGAGGCAUACAAGAUCAUCGAAAGGAUUGCUAGCAACAAUUACCAAUGGCCGACAAAUCGAGAAAUUUCUAAAAGACGAGUAGUUGGAGUGCAUGAAGUGGACGCACUGACUUCACUCUCUACUCAGAACAAGCUACCUCCAAAAUUGAAAGACCUUGGAAGCUUUACGGUACCCUGUAACCUCGAAGAAUCAUACUACGGUAAAGUUUUGUACGACCUUGGAGUAAACAUCAACUUGAUUCCCAAAUCUAUUUUCAAACUGUUGAGAAUAGAUGAAGUAAGACCCACUACUGUGACACUUCAAAUAGCAGAUCGAUCUUUAGCAUAUCCCGAGGGAAAGAUGGAUGAUGUUCUGGUAAGAGUUGAUAAGUUUAUUUCUCCUAUUGACUUUAUUGUGUUAGAAUUUGAAGCAGAUAAGGAAGUCCUGAUCAUCCUAAGAAGACCUUUCCUAACCACAAGAAGAAUGUUGAUAGAUGUGCAAAAAAGAGAACUCACAAUGAGAGUUCAGGAUGACCAAGUAACAUUUAAUGUUUUGAAGGCCAUGAAAUUUCCUGAUUCGGCAGAGGAAUGUUUAGUAAUGGAGGAAUUAGAAACCUUAGUUUCUAUAGAAUGCAAGAGCAAUUUUGAAGAAGACCCGUUGGAGAACACUUUAGGGUCUAAACCAUUGGAAGAUGGAAAAGGUAAUGAAAACAUGGCUUUGAUGGAAACCAAUCAGUGGAGUUAUGUUCAACCAUUGUGA